ACAGUCAUAAUGAAAUCACUGUGUAAAUAUGUGGAAAAGUGAUAAAUUAGAUAAUUUAGAUAAGUUGAUUGUUUCAUAUGUAACUCAAGCUCUAUGUGUGCAGGUUGCUAGCUUGCAAGAGGAGAUAGAUGCUCUUGGAAGUCUUAUGGCAAAUUCCACAGUUAGUGUUGUCAAUUGUGGCAGUGACCAAGAACCAAUGACCUCAAACAAUGGAACACAAUAUAAUAUUUUGCAGCAUGAUGCUACAAGAACACAGUAUUGUCAGAAUAAUCUGGCUAAUUUUCUUUCGCAAGAAGCUAUUAGUGCUACGGUCUUCAAAAGUCUCGACUCACAGAUGGAUAUAGAGCUUCCAAGCGCACACGUGGAAGAACCUUCUUCAUUUGGUGAUUUCAACUCCAAUCCGUUAGAACAGUUCCUAUCUGGAAUUGACCAAGAGGUGUUCGUGAAUCAUCCAUGGUUCAAGCAUAAUGCAGACAUAAAGAACUAGGAAUAUUGAAAAAGCUGUGACUAGAUCUUUGCGUACCAUACUUGCAGGUGCAAGAUGAUUGCAUCAAAAUCAACUUUUAUGUGACGUUUAUUUUUAUUUUACAAUAUGGUAGGUACGUGUGUC
Glycine soja is the source of this 610-nucleotide messenger RNA. RefSeq lists its product as uncharacterized. The transcript has a single exon. The coding region runs from base 29 to 487 and encodes 152 amino acids. The record is from RefSeq and is a predicted model, not a curated record. Lineage: Eukaryota; Viridiplantae; Streptophyta; Magnoliopsida; Fabales; Fabaceae.